Molecule: messenger RNA, 4925 nt
Organism: Mirounga angustirostris (Northern elephant seal)
Lineage: Eukaryota; Metazoa; Chordata; Mammalia; Carnivora; Phocidae
Gene: CAB39L
Product: calcium binding protein 39 like
Exons: 13
Coding region: 2048-3061 (337 amino acids)
Biological process (GO): intracellular signal transduction
Molecular function (GO): protein serine/threonine kinase activator activity
Source: RefSeq, a predicted model, not a curated record
CUGAGGGCAGACACCUGGCGCCUUCUCACUUGCCUGAAUUGGAGAGGUUUUCUUGGUCUGAAUCAGGCCUGGCUAGAGAGAGUGAUGAAUGGGGUGGUGGGGGGAUCCCAGGCUUUGGUUUGUUCGUCGUUGUGGAGGGUUUGCUGGGGGCUCUGAUGCUUUAACUCUGAUUCCUUUGGUUCCAGAGAGCUACCCCCAUAAUCUUUGUCUCGGAAGAUUGACAUCACCCCUCCUAAUGAGGUUGUCUGAUGGCCUGCCUGAUUCAGAAAGGAAUAAGGCUGGUCAUUACUAGAAGGGGAGAGGGAGAUGCCUCACCACUAUCCUCAGGUUAGAAAGAGACGUCUUCAUUUUGUGUCGUUUGCGAGGGAGUGACUGCUAAAGUGUUGGCUAUUCUCGGUAGUUAACCCUCUAAGGCCAUCCUUUGAUAAUUGUGGGCAUCUUGUUCUGCGUUUGGACAGUUUUAUUUAUUAAUAUGCAGCCAGCAUUCCUGCAGGGGUUUUAAAAAAAAUCUAAUAAGUGGUGGUCUUUGCAGAAACAGUGGAAGUGAAGGAAGAAUUUUGGCAAAUUUUGUUUCCCUGGUUACGAUCUGUUAAGAUUUCGGAAUUUCUAGGUCUGCCUUGACUUGCUUGGUUGCUUCUUCAGGGGCAGGGGGAGGCGUUUGUAAGGGAAAGUAUCUUCUGAGCUCUAUUUGAGGUGGGAGAAAGAAAGGAAUUAUCUCCUUUUCCUUCUCAGUUUUUGUUUUGACUCGAAGUAGACUGCACGCAUUCUUUCAUUUGGGAGGAAAAUUUAUCGGAUCUGAAAACCUAGACGAUAAAAGGCUAAUAUUUUGUGAUUGGCGGUUUUGACACGCAUUAGACGAAAGCAAAAAUACUUUUUUGAGUUUAGUUUUCAGUUAGUUAUCUAAUGAUGACUCAACCUAGUCAAGAGUACCAUGUGUUUUGUGGCAGGAAUGUCAAAGAAACAGCAGUAAUCGAAUGAUUAAAAUUUAAUUUUCCUUUUAAAAUUUGCUUCUUAAAUCAUGAGUCUUAUAAGGCCUAAGUUGCAAGAGUUCAAGUAUCAAUAAUUUAGUGUUUAGUUGAUGGCUAAGGUACAUGUGGCUAUCAUAAAGUAAGAGAUCAGUGGCUAGAAAUAAAGAGAACAUGAUAGCAGCUCAGUAAAUGUUCGCUGAAACUUUUGCAUAGCGUUCUCGUGUGAUAAUGCCUGGCAUAUGUUCAGAAGUAUAAUUGUUGAAUGAAUAAAUAAUGCAGUAAUUGGAAGAUGUGGAUACACAUUUCUUUUUCGACUAACUGAAAAAAUUUAUUUAACCUGCUUUCUAGAAAACUUGACUUUCAUUUUCUUGAACUAAAUUUAUUGCUUCCAAUUUAUACAUACAAAUAUUAUGGAUAGGCUCAUAAUCCUUUUUUGUGAAGUCUUUUUAUGAAAUCGGAAUACAGAGAAAUUUAGGUAAUGAAGGAUAUACACCAAAUAUUGAGAAGAAAGAACAUCAGGAGCUAAAUGUUCUAUUUAAACCAGUAGUUGCUGCUCAGAAAAUACAUAAAUAUGCAGACCCUAAGUCAGUGGUUUAUAUUUUCUUCAUGCAAGAGCAAUGCACUAAAGGAGAGAAGUAAGCUGUGUUGAUCAGUGACUUUGGUGAAGGCUAAGAAAGUUGAAACAAAUUUGCUGAUGAUAUACAACUUCUAAGAUGUCUUGGUGUGGGAGGAUUAAAUUUAUAAUUGAGCCAUAGGAUGAUAGACCUUAAGGAGCUGCUUCAAACUUGAUUGAGAAGCAUAUACUCAACGGAGAUAUUGGAGCUGGAGGCGGUGAACAAGUUUGAGCAAGGAGAGAGAGAAAGUCAAGACGGGAUUGUGGAAACUCCUCUCUGCAGCACUUUUGGUAACAGGAGGCACCCUCUGUUAAAUGGAAGAUAAAGCUACUUCAUGUAAAGUGCUUUGAGCCCAAGAGAGAGCUGUCUUCAGCACCUUACCAUGUGUCUACUUUUUGUUGCUUAAACAAGCCUGGACAUUUCUAUAACAUUCGCAUUCUGUAUCGGAAGAAGAGAUUUCUAUAGAUGAAAAAAAUGCCUUUGUUUAGUAAAUCACACAAAAAUCCAGCAGAAAUUGUGAAAGGUCUAAAAGACAACUUGGCCAUUUUGGAAAAGCAAGACAAAAAAACCGACAAGGCUUCAGAGGAAGUGUCGAAAUCACUGCAAGCAAUGAAAGAGAUUCUGUGCGGCACAAAUGACAAGGAGCCCCCCACAGAAGCUGUGGCCCAGCUUGCACAAGAGCUCUAUAAUAGUGGGCUGCUGGUGACCCUGAUUGCUGACCUUCAGCUCAUAGACUUCGAGGGAAAAAAAGAUGUGACCCAGAUAUUUAACAACAUCCUGAGAAGACAGAUAGGUACUCGGAGUCCUACUGUGGAGUACAUUAGUGCUCAUCCUCAUAUUCUGUUUAUGCUCCUCAAAGGAUAUGAAGCCCCACAGAUCGCCUUACGUUGUGGGAUUAUGCUGAGAGAAUGUAUUCGACACGAACCACUUGCCAAAACCAUCCUCUUUUCUAAUCAGUUCCGAGACUUCUUUAAGUAUGUGGAGUUGUCAACAUUUGAUAUUGCUUCAGAUGCCUUUGCUACUUUUAAGGACUUACUAACCAGACAUAAAGUGUUGGUCGCAGACUUCUUAGAACAAAAUUAUGACACUAUUUUUGAAGACUAUGAGAAAUUGCUUCAGUCUGAGAAUUAUGUGACUAAGAGACAAUCUUUAAAGCUGCUAGGUGAACUGAUCCUGGACCGACACAACUUUGCCAUUAUGACAAAGUACAUCAGCAAGCCAGAGAACCUCAAACUGAUGAUGAACCUCCUUCGGGAUAAAAGUCCCAACAUUCAGUUUGAAGCUUUCCAUGUCUUUAAGGUGUUUGUGGCCAGUCCUCACAAAACGCAGCCUAUUGUGGAGAUUCUUCUAAAAAAUCAACCCAAACUCAUUGAGUUUCUGAGCAGCUUCCAAAAGGAAAGGACGGACGAUGAGCAGUUCAGCGAUGAGAAGAACUACCUGAUCAAGCAGAUCCGGGACUUGAAGAAAGCCGCCCCCUGACGGUCUCAGCCACCCUCCCACCACAGUCACCGUCUCAUUUGUUCAGUUUGUACAGAAAGUGUCAUUUCAGAAAGUCAUUGUCCUUGGGAAGGCUUUGGAGGAGGUGCCCGGUUUUUCUCAAUUCAUUGUUCAGGGUAGACGGAAUAUAAACAUUUGAAUGAAAAAUGAUUAACCUAGAAUAAUGCAUUCAUUUGAAUCAAGUCUGUGAUAAUUUAUGUGAAAUCAGAGCCACUGUACUAGACAUGGAUAAAAACAGUUUUAACCCUUGGUUGACCAAAGGCAGCAGGGCCGUGGGCUUGCAGACCCAAGCCCUGGGUCACCACAGGCCCCCCAAGCAGAAGCCCAAAUGACAGGCGUCCCUGAGCCCUCAAGGUUAAGUUCUCCGAGGAGAACUGGGGGUCGGGGCGAGAGGUGCAAAACCAUUCCAUCUAUCUGCACCUGGACAUAACGGAUUGCUCAUGGCGCUGAAAGCUCUGGCAAAACAAGGCCCAUCCAUGUUUUCAGUCGUCACACGUCCUUGUUCCCGGCCCGUCUGUUUUGACCGUAACUAAGUUCCUAGGGAAGCACAACCCUCUCUCCACGCACCGUCCCGCGCACCGUCCCGCGCUCCCAGUGGCUCUCCUCCGCACCCCACUCCUGGCGCACCCCCUGCGGCCCGGGUAGCUGGGAACGGCUUGGCCAAAGUAGGACAGGUCAGCAGGGGUCACGGGGACAGAGGGGACCCGCGGGUAUGACCUGCUCACUUGAGAACUUGGAACAGAUGGUGAAGGACCACAGCUCUAGCAGUAAACACUGGUGUUUCGCUCUGACUCCUGAAGCGUCAGGGAAUGAUUGGAAUAUUUCAUUCCUGUCAUCAUGGGAAAAUUCUUUUGUGGUGAAAGUGUGUUUUAGGGUAGGAAUCAUUGCAUUGGGAUGCCUCGUAUGUACAAAAUCGUGGGUCCAGAGGGUUAGCCCGCUUUUAUAAAUAAGGGAACAUUGCCAUUGGAAGGGCAAAUGAUUAAAUGUGUGAAAAACUUCUCAAAGGACUCAAAGUUAUCUUUUCAGUUUAUUUUCUAAUUAGCUGCCACUCUAACUUCCCAUCAAAGCUUUCAGCGAAAAGGUAGAAAAGCUACAAAAAUGUGGUCUCAAGUAUUCUUUUGCAUUAAGGACUUAAUUGUGUUCUUUAAAAAAAGGCAUGAACCAAAAACAACAAAAAAGGUUAUGGUUUGUUCUCAGACAUCAAAUGUAUAAAAUGAAAUUUUAAAGUUAUAUUUAUAAGCCAUUAAGGGUGUAACGAUUAAUCUGUAUUUUUUCAGAAUUCUGUUUCCAAAUCGUGAGUUGUGGCCUCUGUAAGGACCCUCACUUUAUACAGUAUUGUGUGCUGUGUUCUUCAACCAGGUAUUUCUCCACCAGAGAGGGAAGGAUGCCUCUCCAGGGGUCCUUCUCCAGGAUCAGUCCCUCUGUAGAUUUUGUAUCUGAAGAAGUAGCUGACAGGCCUUCACCCCUCUCGGCAGGGGCCCAGCGUGGACUCCUGAGGCGGAUGGAGUGGGCCCCGUGGGACCCCUUAUAGCAGUUCUGGCCAAUGCCAGUGUGGAGGGUCAGCCCACAGCCCACUGAUGACCUUCAUUCUUUACUCACUGAAGUCAGAUUAUUUUUAAUAAUGUUUCCUGACAGCCCAGAGUCUCUUAGAAUUUGGCUUUUCUGGUUUUGCUUAUUUGACUAGAAGACUGUAAAUAUUUAAAGAGAGAGAGAAAAGGCUCAAUAACCAUUGGACAUUUAUUUGGUUGCUAACACUGUUCCACAACAUCCUAGGACACAUGUUUCCAUUUGGAAAGCAAGGCCUUGUUGUAAUUCUUUUUUGAUAAAUAAAGCAUUUUAUUUCCUC